This is a messenger RNA of Nymphaea colorata (pocket water lily), 843 nucleotides long. RefSeq lists its product as uncharacterized. Bases 23 to 556 code for a protein of 177 amino acids. The transcript is spliced from 2 exons. NCBI's taxonomy places the organism in Eukaryota, Viridiplantae, Streptophyta, Magnoliopsida, Nymphaeales, Nymphaeaceae. Gene Ontology annotation, molecular function: zinc ion binding; nucleic acid binding. The record is from RefSeq and is a predicted model, not a curated record.
UUCAGGGCAGCAACGUGUUUCUAUGGCUGAUGGGUCCUCGAUCUCUGUGGCUGGAAAAGGGAGUUUGUCCUUAUUAAAUAAAUAUCUUCUGCAUAAUGCUCUUUAUAUUCUCAAUAUUCCUUCCAACAGCCACAAUGUACUGAUCACAGGGACACACGCACUGCAAGGAAAUCGCACUCGUUCUUGGACUCCUCAGGUAGGAAUGGGAAGAGGGAUUCUCCCAACACCGGCAAGCGUGAAUGCUACCUCUGCCACAUCUAGAAGAAUUCCGACGUGCUUCUAUUGCAACAAGAAGGGGCAUGUAAAAUCAGAAUGUUGGCACAAUCCUCAGAACAAGAAUAGUCAAGUCAGGCGUGAAAACAAGACAGCAGCUUCAACCUCGUCUGGAUCAAAUCUGACUUCAAAGGUUUCAGCAGACGUGCAGCAACUUCUAAUGACAGCCUUAUCUAAACUUAACUUGAAGCAAAAUGAGCAAGGAGAGUGGUAUGUGGACUCUGGCGCAGCAGCCCACGUUACUGGUGACACAGGAUGCUCAAACCAGGAAGACAUUCGCUGAGGGCACUCGCAAAGGAGAUAUGUAUGUCCUUGAAGAAGCUCCAAAGCUGUCCAAACCUCACCCUCCAAAUUCAUGUUCUCCAAGUCAUAAUGAAGUCAAUGUCGCAGAGUAUAAUAAGCCAUCCAUUUGGCAUGGUCGGUUAGCUCAUUGUAGUCAGUCUUUUGUUCGAAGUCUUGUUGCAAACGGGCUCUUAGAUAAGUCCAGUCUAAGUUCAGUCAGUGAGUCCAGCAUGUGCUCGAGUUGUCAUAUUUGUAAGAGCCAUGCCCUUCCUUUUCAAUCAAUUAAUA